This is a messenger RNA of Rhipicephalus sanguineus (brown dog tick), 1716 nucleotides long. RefSeq names its product WASH complex subunit 1-like. The record is from RefSeq and is a predicted model, not a curated record. Gene Ontology annotation, biological process: exocytosis; Arp2/3 complex-mediated actin nucleation; retrograde transport, endosome to Golgi. NCBI's taxonomy places the organism in Eukaryota, Metazoa, Arthropoda, Arachnida, Ixodida, Ixodidae. Gene Ontology annotation, cellular component: WASH complex; early endosome; recycling endosome. Gene Ontology annotation, molecular function: gamma-tubulin binding; alpha-tubulin binding; actin binding.
CGUGGUCUUACAUGGGAGGGCGGGGAGGUUUGUGAGGUGCGUGUUCUCGGGAGGACGAUCAGCAUGUGAUCAGGAUGUGAUGUAUUGUUUCCCCGCUUUGCGUGCGUCAAACAUAGUUCGGCAGUGUAGUGCGGCCAGUUGCUAGUAGGUGUUUUCAGCUUUCAUGCAGAGCAUCAAAAUAGCCGCCGCUCUUGUAAGCGUGGUGCUGGGGCUGCCCGUACGUCAGCAGGGUUUCCGCUCUCUGAUCGAAGUUUCGGCUGUCGUCCCGGCGUGUUUUACAGUAUGAAGUUUCAGCCGUACGAAGCACGUUUAAUACCGCCGGACCUUCGUCACGAUGAGUGCAUUCUACAAGUGGCGGAUAGUCUCGAUCACCUCAGUAGAGUCGCCAACACAAUUCUGGACGGUCUGCAGGAACGAUUGAAUGAGUAUAAAGGCCGCCUCCAGAGCAUUCAGAAUCGUGCGGAGUUGGCGAAGGCCAAAAUUUCUGCCAUACGUGGCAGCAGCAAAGCGACAAAGGUUUUCUCCAGUUACAAGUAUCCUGCUAGUGAUCCAGAACCUGCUCAAGAGCUGCAGGCCUCUCUGCCAGCUGUACCGUUCCAGCCAAGUCACUUUCGUGUGCGAAGUCAACACUUGGCCCCUGAUGAGCGACUUCUCAAAGAGAAAUUACAGUUCUUCAAUGUUCGUCCACCUGCCAAGGCUAACUCGACUGCCACAAAGCCUGCCUGGCAGAAUGAGGAAGGCCUUGGCAGGUUGCCAGAAAGCACAGAGAGCAUCGGAAGCUUGCUUUUGUUCAACACGGGGGAUAACCCGUACACGAGGUAUGUACAACAUGACCCGCUCGGUGAAGCCAAGCGAACAGCAGCUCGAACAGAAGAGGCACCGGCAGGACCAGGGCUUCUUGGGGCAGCUCCAGCUUCUAUGAGUGGUACGGGACAGCGUGGUGCACCGCAGGAGGCCUUCCUGUACAGCCCAGGCAUGGGUCAGGUACCACAAAUGGACGCGCCUGCGGCCCUUCCUCAUUUGCCAGGCAUAGCUGACGACCUGUCCUACUCGGAAGACUUGGGACCAUCUAUUGCACCGUCAUGGCUUCCAGAACUGCCUGAAGUGCCAGCUGAUGGCUUUGGGGAUGUUCCACCACCUCUCCCUGAAGUGGAUUCUGGUGACUUACCACCUGCUGGAUGCCACUCUGAGCCUGUAGUGGACUGUCCACCCCCCCUGGAGCCAGAUGAGGUGCCAGAGGUGCAGUCUGAGGAGGCUGCACCUCGUCAAGAUGCUGCGAGUGCUCUAGAAUCAAGUACCAGGUCGAGCAAUGCAGAGACACGUGCAGAGUUGUCGCUUCCCGUCACGGAAGAUGGCAGUGCCCGCGCCAGCCUGCUGGAGUCCAUUCGGCAGGCCGGCGGCAAGGCAGGCCUCAAGAGUGCACGUCGUCCACAGCAACAACGCAAGCAGGUUGCACCACCUGGUGGGGACCUCAUGUCUGACCUGAAGAGCAAGCUGCAGCUGCGACGCAGGGGUAUCUCGGGCGAUACAGAUCACACAAGCAAACCAUCAGCUCCUGCUGAAGUCACAUCGCCUUUGGACAGAGUGCUUGAGAUGAUCCCACCGCCUAAGGUGGAGUCUGAGGAGGCCAGCACCACGGACACAGAAUGGAACGACUCGGACUAAAUGGGGCUUUCACCAAAUUAGCGGAUAUAGCGCUACUUGCUUGAAGGCUUU